AUGGACAGAAAAUUCAAGGCAGUUCACUAUCAAUUGGAGGAUGAGCCUGCGGCCCCACCAAGACAAGCGAAACAGAAACCUCAGAGCAAGCCGACCACUGGUACUGCUGGGAAGGACAAAACAGCGAAAGCCUCACCAUCAUCAUCCCCAGAUAGAGAAGCAGCUCGUGGCGAAUCUGUCGUUCUUCGAGAUCGUUUGAGAAGCAGAAAUAAAACAACUUCACUGGAAGAAACAGAAAAAUUGUUGGAGAGGCAGAAAGAAGAAAUUCGAGAUCGAUUCAAGGAUGGCGCUAAUUUUGCAACAAAUAAACGCGCUGUGCGCAAAAUGACUUCAAUUACAACGUACAAGGAUGCCAGCGAAUAUCCGAAAGAUUUGAAACCAAAUAGAAUCCACUUGGAUCUCGUCAAAGAAGCCGUGUUGGUCCCUCUUCCUAAAUUUGGUCAUGUUCCAUUCCAUGCUUCAACAAUUCGAAAUGUCUUUUGUCAAGCUGAAGAUAAAAAGUUUCAUGUUUUGAGAAUCCAGUUUCAAGUUCCCGGUUCUGUCGGUUUUGGAUACAAAGCGGAUGAGAAUCCGUUUCCAGAAGUUUCUGGUCCAUCUGGGAUGUUCGUCAAAGAGCUCAUUUUCCGAUCUUCAAAUCCACAACUUCAACAGACAUUUAAAAGUCUAAAAGAUCUUCAAAAAAGAAUCAAACAGCGGGAAGAGACUGGUGAAUAUAGACAGUGGAUAUGUUUAGGAUCAGAUAAUAGAAUAUACUGUUUGAGAUGGUUUUCGUUGUGCUGGUGUCGUCAAACGCCCGUUUGUUUUUCAGGACACAUCGCAGGACAUUGCAGUCCAAGCACCGCUGGAGUUAAACCGAAAAGGAGGGAAACGGGUUCUUUUGAAAAGCGUGAUGGUGAAAACAGGAACGCAGACAAGAAGAAUCGCUGGAACACUCGAAGCGCAUGUCAAUGGUCUCCGAUUCCAAGGUACGAAAGUCCUCGUCUCUGUUCUCGUCAAUGCUAUGAGAAUCAAUUGUUGCAGAACCCAAUUCUGGUGAACAAGAAAAAAGUCACUGAUAUUCAGUUUUACACUGAAGUAGGAUCCCAAACAGACGAUCUGGAUCAGCGUCGCGGACGAAGCGCUUACGAUCCCGACGAAAUUGCGGAGGAGCAGCGUGAACGGGAAAUGCGCAAAAGGUUAAAUGUCGAGUUUAAGCGGUUUGUCGAGGCGGCGGAUGAAUUUGCACGAUCGAAUGGGGAACAUCUCGAGUUCGAUUUACCGCAAAGGUAA
Molecule: messenger RNA, 1269 nt
Organism: Condylostylus longicornis
Lineage: Eukaryota; Metazoa; Arthropoda; Insecta; Diptera; Dolichopodidae
Product: FACT complex subunit spt-16-like
Exons: 6
Coding region: 1-1269 (422 amino acids)
Biological process (GO): transcription elongation by RNA polymerase II; positive regulation of transcription elongation by RNA polymerase II
Cellular component (GO): FACT complex
Molecular function (GO): nucleosome binding
Source: RefSeq, a predicted model, not a curated record